AUGUUCCUCCUCUCCAGGAUCAAGUGUCUAAAUGGAGGGUCAGGGCCCGACAAGGACACCCUGUUGAAGGAACAAUUUGUGGAGAACUUAGGGGAUGCCAAUUUGUGUUGCAAUGUCAAGAGCUGGACCGGGGACCCGCCAGAAUCCACAUUCCAAUGUGUCCACCUUGAGGUUCACAGGUACUUGGAGGAGGAUCACAUUCCAAGGCAGUUGGUGACAUCAAGAGCAAUCGAAGUAGAAGAUGAGCUGGUGAGCAGCAAAGUGGCUGGCCUGGGGAAACAACCCAAAUUCCUGUCUGACCUUAUCUCUGGGCAGAAUAUACUUGCAGAAGAGAUGAAGAAACAGUAAGAGACUCUGACGUCCUACAUCAACUAGCAGCAGCAGGUGCUCAACCACCUACAGGACACCCUAAACCUCCUGCUAGCUACCUUGAUACUGAAAAAAUGACCCACCUGUUGUUUCUAGUAUGGCCAGGAUGGUCACUUUGUUUGUGACUGCAUGUAUCCAGGACCAGUCAGCAGUCAAGGGGUACAACCCACUCAAAAGAAGCCUAUGGGAAACGGAACAACUCCAUCACAGUGAGUCCAGUGGUGGAGGAGAUCAACAGUGGCUCACCCCUUCCCAGGAUUUUUGGUGGGACACCAACAACCAGAGCAAAGUUGGCAGGUGUGGAGGUCAAGUGCCUGGUCCACACUAGCUCCAUGGUAAUCCUGGUAUCAGAAAAUUUCUUUGAGGAGAAACUCAAGCCUAUAUGCAGUAGAGCUCAAGGCAAGGGUAAGUUGCUUACUCUUCUAGGAGCAAACAGCCUUGAGAUUCCAUAUCUUGGUUACCUGGAGCUGGACAUGCAAGUAGAAGGUGUGAUAGUUCCUGAUUGCAGAGUGCUGGUCCUCAAAGACACAGUGGCCACUAUUCAGUAUAGGAAGAGGAUGCCUAGCGUCUUGAGGAUGAAUGUACUUGUAAAAAUUUUGACAUGGGCAGAGCUGCUGAAGAUGAAGAGAGCUGCAGGUACUUCAUGGAAUUGUGACCAUAAAAGCAAGCAAGUGGAGGCUGGUGAAGGUUGCUGGCAACAGUGCUGUUUGGGUCCCACCACACUCAGCAUCAAACAUUGA
Messenger RNA from Pocillopora meandrina, 1109 nucleotides. The record is from the annotation of a GenBank genome assembly. NCBI's taxonomy places the organism in Eukaryota, Metazoa, Cnidaria, Anthozoa, Scleractinia, Pocilloporidae.